CCUUCAGUAGAUAUUUAGUACAAGAUGAGAAGACAGUAGACGGGAGAGUGCACAACUUUCAGCAGGAAGAUAAAACACGCACAUUGCUUACUUUCAUUUUUUUUUACAUAUAGGCUAUAUUAUUAUUAUUAUUAUUAUUAUUAUUAUUAUUAUUAGGUCUAUUUCACUUUUUUUCUUGCAGGAAAACUGGAAUGUGUGUAUGGCGGCAUUUAGCUAUCUGAUGAAAGGGUCCCACCUUCUAUAAAGAGCCUGGACGCUUAUGUUUUUGCUUCUCAUUCGACUGAAAUUGACCAGGAAGACGUGAUUUUUUUUUUUUUGACGGAUCUUAUGGUUGGAGAUGAUGUUUGGGAGUGAAGGCGGCUUGGUGUCGGCGCUCCUCGCGCUUCUCCGUUCCGUGCUUCCGGCGCUGCUGCUGCUCGCGCUGUCGCGGCGGCUGUGGGCGCUCAGGUGGAGCGCGGCCCGGGACAGGGCGUGCGCGCUCCCGCUGCCGGAGGGCUCCAUGGGCUGGCCGCUGAUCGGAGAGACCUUCCACUGGCUCUGUCAGGGUUCCAGUUUUCACAUCUCCAGGCGAAAGAAACACGGGAAUGUCUUUAAGACCCACCUUCUGGGGAAACCCGUGAUCCGUGUGACUGGUGCUGCAAACAUUCGUAAGAUCCUGCUCGGUGAACACACACUGGUGAGCACACAGUGGCCACAGAGCACGCGCAUCAUCCUUGGACCAAACACGCUUGUCAACUCGGUCAGUGAGCUGCAUAAGAAGAAAAGAAAAAUCCUGGCAAGAGUGUUCAGCCGGGCAGCACUGGAGAUGUAUCUGACACGCCUUCAGGAUGUGGUGAAGGGUGAAAUCAGUAAGUGGUGUGCCGAGGCUGGCCCUGUGGAAGUUUAUACUGUUGCAAGGUCACUUACAUUCCGCAUUGCUGUGCAUGUCCUGCUCGGCCUGAGGCUUGACGAGCAGCGCAUCACUCACCUCUCCAAGACCUUUGAGCAGCUCAUGAACAACCUGUUCUCUCUGCCUGUGGAUGCGCCUCUCAGUGGCCUGCGCAAAGGGAAAAAAGCACGAGACAUUCUGCAUGCAGAGAUGGAGAACAUCAUCAAGGAGAAACUGAAGAAGCAAAACACAAAUGAGUACUGUGAUGCUUUUGACUACAUGCUGAGCGCUGCAAAGGAAAAUGAUUACAGCCUGACCAUGCAGGAGCUCAAGGAAAUGGCAGUGGAAUUGAUUUUUGCUGCACACUCCACCACAGCAAGCGCGUCCACGUCGCUCAUACUUCAGCUGAUGCGCCAUUCUGAGGUCACGGAGCGCGCAAGGGCCGAACUGGAGGCCGAAGGUUUAAUCGUGGAUGCUCCCAGCUCUUGUUGCUUAUGCUGCAAUGAAAACAGCAACACCUGCCCAAACAGUGAGGCUGAAAAGUGCACACGGCAGCCCUGUCUUAAAUCCAAACCUCUGCUCGAUAAAACAACCUGCUCUGACAGACAAGAAGCUCAUCGAUCGUGGAUCAACGUCCCAUAUUUGAGUCUGGAGAAACUCAAUCAGCUGUGCUACUUGGACUGCGUGGUGAAGGAGCUGCUUAGAUUUUUACCACCAGUGUCUGGGGGAUACAGGACAGUGCUGCAGACGUUUGAGCUGAACGGUUACCAGAUCCCAAAAGGCUGGAGCGUCAUGUACAGCAUUCGUGAUACUCACGAGACUUCUGCUGUGUACACAAGCCCAGAGCUGUUUGACCCUGAGCGCUUCGCCAUUGAUCGGGACGAGAGCAAAAACAGUCGGUUCAGCUAUGUGCCAUUCGGUGGUGGCGUUCGCAGGUGCAUCGGCCGUGAGCUUGCCUUACUCGUGCUCAAAACACUCAGCGUGGAGCUGUUGGCCACAGCCGAAUGGAUGCUAGCCACAGAGACUUAUCCCAACCUGCAAACAGUGCCCAUCGUUCACCCAGUCAACGGACUCCACGUCCAUUUCAACUACAGGAAUCAUAUGGGGGCAAGAAAUCGCAGGGAGUCCACACACAUAUAAAAAAUAAUAAUAAUAAUAUUUAUCAGUUACUUUUAUGAGCCCACUUCAUGAUUUUUGAACUGCACUGGAGUGUUUUCCACAAGCCCAUGAACAAAAUCAGCCCACAGAGUGGCUGAAGUGUAUUUCAAAAAUGAAUUGAUCUUCAUAAGGUAAAUAAAAAGUCUAGGCAGUAACAUAAAGGGUGUCUGCUGCUAGCAAAUCAACAAAUGCCUAAGUUGUCUUGCCCCAGUAUGGUAGAAAGAUGAACAAAUGAACAGAGAAGAAGGACAGAUGUAUUUUUAAAUUACUCAGAAUCAUGAUCACUGAUUGUGAAAAGACUGGAUAUCGAUAGAACUGAGUUGAUUACACAGAACCCAACACAGGGAUGUUGUAAUAAGAGGAAAGCUCUGAAUGGUUCUGUGCACCCUGAGCCAAAUUAGGGCACUUAAACAUGUGUUAAAGCAAAGACUGUAGUAUUGGUGAAUGGCUUUUCUCUGAGUGCUUAUGAUUUGUAUCCCCUCUAGUGCUACAUGUAGUUUGUUGUGAAUGUACGGUCAUUUGGUUGGACAGUCUUAAGUACAAUUUGGAUGGGAUAAGAUUUCUGGACUCUGUUAAAGAAAUAUUUAAGAAUGAUGUCUGUAAUAAUUAAGAUCAAGUUGCAGGGGAUAAGUGAUGUUGGCUUGUCUAUAUACACAGUCCCCUCCAAAUGUAUUGCAACAGCAAGGUCAGUUUGGGAAAGCCAUAGCCUAAUGCUUAGAGAAGCAGCUUUGGGACCAAAAAAAGUCACCAGUUCAAUUCCCUGGCCCAGCAGGAAUCACUGAGUUUGCUUUUCCAUAGCUCACGGUGCUAAGAGAAGCCACGUCAUUACGUUGCUGUAUACGUCAGUUACGUCACUACGUUUGCAUAAACCUUGGUGUGAAUAUCGAAGCAAAAACAACACGGAAGAAGCAGCAACAACAAUAAUAAUAAUGGAUGACUUCGCGUUUGCACAGCUGUUGCUUCUCGUCGCUUAAAAAUGGCGCUCUUUCGCGGUCUUGUUAUUGUUGUUGGUCUUAACAACUCCGCUCCCCACUGACGUAAGCGGUUCUUUCCUCUGGCCCAACAGAGAGUUGGUGCUAGCCUGGAACCGGUUUUUCUGGCCCCAGAGCCAGUUCUUUGUCAGUGGAAACAGAAAACCCGGUUCCAAACUAAGCACUGGCCCCAAACCAGCCCUGGAACUGCUUUGGUGGAAAAGGGGCAUCAGGUGCCCUUGAGCAAGGAACCAAACCCCCAACUGCUCCCCAGGCUGCUCUGGGUACAUUGUACGUCACUCUGGAUAAGAGUGUCUGCUAAAUGCCAUUAAUGUAAUGCUAUACACUGAAGACAUUUGGGUUUGAGAGAGAGCAGAAUUUCAGUUUUCAUUCCCUGAUAUUUAUAUCCACAGGUGUUAAACAACUUCGAAAAAUUAGCAGACCACUCUUUUUUUUGUGUGAGCAAAAGUAUUGGAACAGAUAAUCGUAACAUGAACAGCACUUAAUAUUUGGUUGCAUAUUCUUUGCUUGCAAUAACUGCAUCAAGCCAGUGACCCAGUGACAUCACCAAACUGUUGCAUUUUUCUCUUGUGAUGCUUUUCCAGGCUUGUAGCACAGCCUCUUUCAGCUGUUGUUUGUUUUCUACCUUCAGUCUCCUCUUCUCCUCUUCAGGACAUGAAAUACUGCUCAACUGGGGUAAUGUCUUGUACCUUGGUAUCUUGUACAAUGUCUUCAUCCAUUUUGUGAUGGGUCUGCCUGCUCACAAUCUCUUAAUUGUUGUUUGGUGGAAUGUAGGGUUUGGUGCCAUUUAGCUCGACCCAAUGCACAAAGCUUCCCUAUUGCAAUAUUGUAAUCCUCUCCUAGAUACUGUUCAAGAUCAUUACUCAGUGUCUUCAGGAUGUUUAGUCUUGGGCAUCCAACACCUUGAGAGCCAUGGGUGGGAACCCAAAUUAGCAGAAAUUUAGGGAGCCUGCCAUCUGAUAUUCGUGCCACAUGCCCAAAGUAAAGGAAACGGCAGUAGCUUAUGCUGAUUUCCAGGCUACAGCAACCAUUUCUCCUUCUUAUCCCAAGGUUCAAAAUGUGAUCAUGGAACCGUACCUUUUGAAUUCUGUGCAGACAGUUAUGAUAGAAGGCAUCCAGUUGAUGUAACUGCUGUUGUUUAAGUGCCCAGGUGACGCAGCCAUCGAGAAGUGUUGUAAUAACUCCACACUCAUAUAUUUUGAUCUUUAUAUCAAGCAAUAUCCCUCUGUUCUUCCAAAUGUUAUUGAGUGUGUUGAAAGCACUUGAUGCUAGACCGAUUAAGGCAGUCAAUGGCACUCAACAUCUUUGAUCUGCCAGCUUUACGUGCCGUUCCAGGUGGUAAGCUCUCCUUUACAACCCUGGUCCUCCAGGUUGGGGGUUUGCGCAGGGGUAGCUUCCCUGCCAUGUAAAACAAUCACUAGCUACAGAAACUCACAAUGGGUAAUGUCUAGUCAUUGACUUGGCAAGUCUAAAACCUUCCACAUUUUUCCCCCUGAUGAAGUCCUUUGUUGUGUUGGCAGUGUGCUUUGGGUGAUUAUCUUGCUGCGGAUGAAGUUCCUCCUAGUUAGACUGGAUGCCAUGCAAGUCCAAACCAUGACAAUACCUUCACCAUGCUUGACCGAUGACCUUGUAUGUUUUGUAUCAUGAGCAGAUCCUUUCUUUCUCCAAACUUUGGUAGGGGUUAGAUCGGUUCCAGAGCUUUUGUGGCUCAUCUCUGCAUUCUGUUAUAUAUUCUUAUAUUCAUCUUUUGAUCUCAAACCCAAAUGUCUUCAAUGUAUAGCAAAAACAAAAGAAUUGACCUUCCCAUUCCAGGACUUUCAGAGGGAACUGUAUGUGUGGUCAUCAUGCCAAACAUUCAAUUACUUAAUCUAUACACCUCAUUUUAAUUUUUAAGAAAAACUGAUUGUUUUGAACAUUAUUAUCACCACUUGUUUAGAGCUUGAUCAUUACUAGAUCACAUGACCAUAAUAUGUAUGUAGGCUGUACUAGGAAUGUAAUACAGUAACUUGCCUAAAAUCCCUAGACACAUCAUUUCUCUGACAUGUCCCUUUAAAUAUCAUUUAUUAUAUUAUUGUUCUACAUUUAUUUUGACUGGUCAUUUUAUAGAAAGUAAGAUUUUUUUUCUAUAAAAGAUAAAAAAUAAUCUUUCUAGAUGCAUGCAUACAACUGACUGACAUGUUGGAUUCUUAGACUUACUUAGACGCUCCUGUAUUUUGUGACACAUGAGGCAGUCACACUUGUCCAGCAGUUUCAGUCCACAGCCAAUGUUAUUGCAUCUUUCCAUCCUCUACCAACUAGUUGCAAGUCUCUGUCAACUGUUUGGCACCAGUUCAUUUUUGGAUGUCCCCUCCGAUGUUGUCCCUGGGGAUACCAUCGUAGAACUUGGUUGGCAAAUCUUGUUGGCAGGAGUUGAACAACAUGUCCCAGCCAGCUCAGUCGUUGUUUACAGAUGAUUGUGGAUGCUGGCUGUUGGUUGGUCCGAGAUCUGACUUCCUCAUUUGCGAUGGAGAAGUCGCACCAUCUGAUGCCCAGGAUUUUUUGGAUACACUUGCUGUCAAAGGUAUCCAGUUUAUUUUCUUGACUGAUCUUCAUGUGCCAAGUCUCACAGCUGUACAAGAGGAUAGUGUAGGCAUCCAUUUCUCUGAUGACUUAGGCCAGUUUAGAUGAUUGGCAGAGUGUUCCCACGUUCCAAUAUCCAAUGUGUAUUCGCAGACAGGACUCCAAGGCACCAGCUUCCUUGGUGAGGCUUUCACUGGUAUCCAUCCUACUGUCUCUAGCUGGAGAUGACUGUUGUCCUGGCUGCUUUGAAGCUGACAAACUUUGAACUGUUUUCGUAGCAAGGGUGUUUCCAGGAACAGGGUGCUGACCUGAAGCCCAACCACUUGCAUUUAGUAUAGAGACCGUAAAUGGAAAUGUCUGUUUCCUGACUGCCAGCUGGUGGGUUUGCCACCUUUUACCAUGCUGGUGUGCAGGGUGGAACUGCUAAUUAGUACCUUCCUGGUGUCAUAAGCCCCCUGAAGGUUACAGGUCUCCUAUGCACCAGACCCAGGCAGGCACCAGAUGGGAACAAGCUGCCACACCUCGACAAGGUUGCAAAGUUCCUUGUCCUGGUAGGGUGAGGCUCCCAGGACCAUGGCAGACAUGUUGGAUUCAGAUAGGACUAAAAUUCCAGAGACACACCGGUAAUAAUUAUAUCACCCCAGCUCCCCAUGUAAAACUAAUCCAGUCCGAAUUAGGCUUUAAAGGUAUUUAAACUUCUGAAUAACUUUUUUUUAAUUAACCAAGUGCUUGUUAGAGGAAAACUAACCACUCUUUUCAUUACACAUAUUGUUUUUACUCUCAUGUGUAUGUGAUAUAUAAACAAAAUAUGGUUUUGUUUGGAAAAUGAAGUAGGAAUUUAAAUAAGCUCUACCUAUUUAUGAUUAAUUUUUAAAGUAGAGGAAACUAAAGAAAAAAAGAACAAAAAAGAAUCUGUAGUUCUUAGGCUUACUACACUAACAUGAAAUAGCUGUCUGUCUUUGUUGGCUUCCAGAUGUUUACGGUAGUACGUAGAGAUGUGAUAUCAUUUAAUUUCACUCUGUGUUAACAUGCUCUUACUUAACGACAUUUAUUCCAGAUGUGUAUGAUAGUACGUUGAUGUAUGGUAUCUUUUCUCACCAUGUUAACGUGCAUAGAAAUGUGGCAUCACUUCACACAGAGGUAACACACUAUUAAUGAUGUUUAUUCUGAUUGCAAACUGUGAAUAAAGAUCCUUAUAGAAGGAUCAGUCUAAAACAGGGAAGGAGAAACCGGCAGCACUUUUACAAGGCUUUUUUAAAAAUAUAUAUUUGUAUUAUUAAUAAUUGUGAGGUUUUUUUCUUAUGUUUGUGCAUGUCUCCAUAGACACUUGCCCAGUAUUCUUUAUUAUCUGCUAUAUCAGUCUCUAAAUAUGCCUAUUGCUGACUGGCAUGUGUUGGGUUUAUUUAUGCGAAAGCAGUGCUUUUAUUCAAAUUACCAUUAUUCAAUAUGCAAUAUAAGUUGAUGGAUUUACCACUUUUUGGGCAUUAUCAAUAUCAACACUGUUAAUUUACUGUGGCUGCAUAAAUUA
Neoarius graeffei (lesser salmon catfish) is the source of this 7105-nucleotide messenger RNA. RefSeq names its product cytochrome P450 26C1 (gene cyp26c1). The coding region runs from base 338 to 2008 and encodes 556 amino acids. The transcript is spliced from 7 exons. Lineage: Eukaryota; Metazoa; Chordata; Actinopteri; Siluriformes; Ariidae. Gene Ontology annotation, molecular function: heme binding; iron ion binding; monooxygenase activity. Gene Ontology annotation, biological process: sterol metabolic process. The record is from RefSeq and is a predicted model, not a curated record.